CUCGACUCCUGCUGCUGAGGCUGCACCUCACACUGUCUCAGCAUCGAAAGAUGUUGGCCUCCACUUCCCUGUCCGUCCCGCCCUCCCCCUCCCCGUCAAUCCCGACCCGUCACUGCCACACCGCCACCUUCUGCUGCUUCAGGCCUCCGGCUCGCCCACCUUCCUCUCGCUGUCUUCUUCCUGCUGCCUUCCCGCCGGCGACCCGCCCCCGCCCCCGCCCCCGCCUCCGCCCACGCGCAUCCGACGUGUCGGCAUCCCCCGCCCCCGCCCCCGCCAAGGACUACGAGUUUACUGAUGGCAAUGGAGAGGUGGAGCUGAGGCUGGACAUAGGAAAGCUUGGCAUUGAGAGUUCAAGAGAUGUUUUUGUUGAUGUUGAUGAUAUGUCUCUGCUGGUCAGAGCCAAGUCUGAUGGGACACUGCAGACUUUGAUCAAUGUUAAGCAGCUCUUUGAUAGGAUUAAGUCUUCUGAGACUAUAUGGUUCAUAGACGAAGAUCAAUUGGUGGUAAAUCUUAAGAAAGUUGAGCAAGAGCUAAAAUGGCCUGACAUCGAUGAAUCUUGGGAAUCCCUGACUUCUGGAAUCACUCAGUUAUUGACUGGGAUUAGCGUUCAUAUUGUUGGUGACUCCACAGACAUAAAUGAAGCAGUUGCCAAAGAAAUAGCUGAGGGAAUUGGUUACCUUCCGGUCUGCACAAGCGAGCUGCUAGAAAGUGCCACUCAAAAGUCAAUUGACACAUGGGUGGGUUCGGAAGGAGUGGACUCGGUAGCAGAAGCUGAAUGUGUUGUCCUGGAAAGCCUUAGCAGCCAUGUUCGGACUGUCGUAGCAACUCUGGGGGGAAAGGAAGGAGCAGCUAGCAGAUUUGAUAAAUGGCAGUAUCUUCAUGCUGGAUUUACAGUCUGGUUGUCGGUGUCUGAUGCUAGUGAUGAAGCUUCUGCCAAAGAAGAGGCCCGGAGAAGUGUGAGCGCAGGCAGUGUUGCGUACGCAAAAUCUGAUGUAGUGGUGAAGCUUGGUGGAUGGGACCCGGAGUACACGCGAGCUGUUGCGCAGGGUUGCCUUGUGGCCUUGAAGCAGCUAACUUUGGCAGACAAGAAGCUAGCAGGUAAGAAGAGCCUUUACAUCAGGCUAGGGUGCAGAGGGGAUUGGCCCAACAUCGAGCCUCCCGGCUGGGAUCCCGACUCCGACGCCCCACCCACCAACACAUGAUUUCCAUCUAGCCUAGGAACGGACUUCACUUGUUCAUCCAUUUACCGGCAUGGCUUCUACUGUUGCAUAUUUUGUCUCGCGGCAAGUUCCAGCUGCAGGAAAUCACCCACCUUUUGAAGAUAACAUUGGGAAAAUGUGAUAUGAAGAUAACUUUAGUUUUUUUUUAAAACAAACCUAAAUCUAAGUUGACACUGGCAAAUACAACGAUGAGAAGUGUGGACAAUUCGCACCUGUCAUCUGAGAAUAAUAGGAUUGCCUUUGAAAGGCACACUGAUGGCGGAUUAACGGACUAAAGGCAAAGCACAGCAGCACGGCUCUUUCAUAGUAUG
Messenger RNA from Oryza brachyantha (malo sina), 1531 nucleotides. Its product is annotated as probable inactive shikimate kinase like 2, chloroplastic. The record is from RefSeq and is a predicted model, not a curated record. NCBI's taxonomy places the organism in Eukaryota, Viridiplantae, Streptophyta, Magnoliopsida, Poales, Poaceae. Bases 51 to 1202 code for a protein of 383 amino acids. The transcript is spliced from 8 exons.